AUGGUUUGGUUCCCCCCCAAAGGGCUGCAUAGUAUCAAGAUUUCUGCAUCUGUCCUCAGAUGUGUGUUUGAUUUGGACCUUCCAUCGUUUCACUGGGCCGGCACAAUCCUGGAUGACACCGGUCCUUCUCGUGCACCGGUCCCUCUUCAGGCGGUGUCCUCAUGGCAAUUCGAGGCCUUCUUUGCCGUCGUGAUCGCGACAAAUAGCUUAUUCAUUGGUUUGAGCAUCGAGUGGGAGGCGCAAGAGCGGACCUUCACGCUUCCCACGGAGCUUUUUGUCAUUCAGAUUACCUACACCCUGCUCUUCCUCGCCGAAGUCUGUCUCAAGCUGCUAGCCUUUGGUGCCAGGGAUUUCUUUUGCUCGUCCGGAUGGGCUUGGAAUUGUUUCGACCUGGCUAUCGUCAUGUCCGCUGUGUUUGAGUGCACCGUGGAGUUUGUGGCACACGACCCGCAUUUGAGCGCGGGCUCCAGCAGCAACCUGCGAAUCUUGCGCAUCCUCCGGAUGACGCGGCUCACGCGGAUCUUCCGCGUGAUCAGGGUGGUGCGCUUUUUCCGGUCCUUGCGAACGCUGGUCUUUUCAAUUGUCAACACCUUGAAGUCACUGUUCUGGGCGAUGUUGCUCUUGGCCAUGAUCAUGUACGUCUUUGGCAUCCUCUUCACAGACAUCUCCAACAACCACAUCAUUGAGAGCGGAACACCCGAGGCUGGAGCGGGAAAUCAGACAACCAGCCUGGAGACCUGCCAGAAAAUGCCCAUGUGCAUGUUGGGUCCACACUUGAGUUUGCACAAGUAG
Molecule: messenger RNA, 792 nt
Organism: Durusdinium trenchii
Lineage: Eukaryota; Dinophyceae; Suessiales; Symbiodiniaceae
Source: the annotation of a GenBank genome assembly